Messenger RNA from Otolemur garnettii (small-eared galago), 3148 nucleotides. RefSeq names its product zinc finger protein 275 (gene ZNF275). Gene Ontology annotation, biological process: regulation of transcription by RNA polymerase II. Bases 1 to 1728 code for a protein of 575 amino acids. Gene Ontology annotation, molecular function: DNA-binding transcription factor activity, RNA polymerase II-specific; RNA polymerase II cis-regulatory region sequence-specific DNA binding. The record is from RefSeq and is a predicted model, not a curated record. The transcript has 5 exons. NCBI's taxonomy places the organism in Eukaryota, Metazoa, Chordata, Mammalia, Primates, Galagidae.
AUGUCCUUGACCAUAGUCAUCUUAAGACCAAUCGUGGCCUUUCAAGGGCGGGGCCUCGCUCUCCAGUACCCCUGGCGGCGCCCGCGGCUCCGGAAACGCUCUGCGGGGCUGCUAGGAUCAGCCGGCCUCUGGCAGCUCCGUGGCGCUUCCUGCCACGCCAGGCCUGCCUGGGCCGCGCCAGAGCCACUCCGCCGAGGCACGCGUGUCAGCUGCUGCCGGGCCCGGGUGAGCGUGCGGGCCACGGGAGGAUUGUGGGUGGUGCGGGAGAGAGUGCGAGGCCGUGGUGAUCACGAGGGCAGCAGAAGGCUGUACCGGCCAGAAAUAAAUGGAAAGACUGAUUAUCCUUGGGAACUCUUUCAGGAUUUGGUGACAUCUGACGAUGUGGCAUGGUACCUCACCAAAAGGGAGUGGCUGAGGCUGGACCCUGAGCAGAGGGCACUGGCAUAUUAUGGGAACGUGACCUCCCUGGGAAUUCCUGUUUUGAAUACUGCCUUGGUCUAUCAUCUGGCACAAGGACAGGUGCUAUUGGUAUCAGACAUUUCCAUCGACAUGGAGCCAGCUAAGUACUCUGAAAACACCUUGGUGGCUCAGCACCAGACAAAGAGGGAAGGCACCCAGCCACAGGAGAUGGCCUCCACAAGCUCCCUGAGAGCCACUGAGCCUACCCCUGAGGUCAAACAGAACGGGGACUCAGAGGGGAGGGGUGGGAGCCCACAGAACCUGCCCAUAGAACAUCAUUUUGCAUGUAAAGAGUGUGGGGACACCUUCCGGCUUAAAGUCCUCCUCGUUCAGCACCAGAGAGUCCACAGUGAGAAGAAGGGCUGGGAAUGCAGCGAUUGUGGGAAGGUGUUCAGGGGGGUGUCAGAGUUUAAUGAGCACAGGAAGAGCCAUGUGACCGCAGAGCCCCGGCCUGGUCCGAGUCAGGCCCUGGAAGGUGCAGGAGAGAAGAGGGGGCAGAUGGAGCUGGAGGUGAAGCCCUUUGAGUGUGAGGAGUGCGGGAAGCGCUUUAAGAAGAACGCAGGCCUCAGUCAGCACCUGAGGGUGCAUAGCCGGGAGAAGCCGUUUGAUUGUGAGGAGUGCGGGCGGUCCUUCAAAGUCAACACCCAUCUCUUCCGGCAUCAGAAGAUCCACAAUGCAGAGAAGCUUUUCGCCUGCAAGACGUGCAGCAGGGAUUUCCUGGAUCGCCAGGAACUGCUCAAGCACCAGCGAGUUCACACCGGCCACCUGCCCUUCGACUGCGACGACUGCGGCAAGUCCUUCCGAGGGGUCAAUGGGCUGGCCGAGCACCAGCGCAUCCACAGCGGGGCCAAGCCGUAUGGGUGCCCCCACUGCGGCAAGCUUUUCCGCCGGAGCUCAGAGCUCACCAAACACCGGCGCAUCCACACUGGCGAGAAACCCUAUGCUUGUGGCCAAUGCGGCAAGGCCUUCCGCCAGAGCUCCAGCCUGCUGGAGCACGCACGCAUCCACAGCGGCGAGCGGCCCUAUGCAUGUGGAGAGUGUGGCAAGGCCUUCCGCGGGCCCUCCGAUCUCAUCAAGCACCGGCGCAUCCACAGCGGACUGAAGCCCUAUGCCUGCGACAAGUGCGGCAAGGCUUUCCGCAGGAGCUCAGGCCUGAGCCGCCAUCGGCGGAUCCACAGUGGGGCGCGGUGCUGCGAGUGCAGCGAGUGUGGCCGUGUCUUCAAGAGGCGCUCAGCGCUACAGAAGCACCAGCCUACCCACCAGGAGUAGAGGAGCCCGGGGCAGCAGCCAGACAGGCCCCAAGGGGAUGGCAGAGUCAAAGGAGAUCAACAGUUUUGUAGUACUUAGUUAUUUUGUCGUCCACUAGGUUGAGACCAAUUUAUACCGCCACCAGCAAUUUCUGAUUGUUCCCCAUGAUGGCCCUCAAAGAUAGCUUUUCCAUUUUAAACUUAGUCUGGCUAGUUUCACUGGCAGAAAGUAUCAUCAAGGUAUUGAAAUUUGCAUGGCUUGAAUCCCAGAGUGAGAGAAGAGAAGGCCAGAUGUACAGGUGGAGCAGGGGACAUGCUCCCCUGCCAGGGAAACACACACACAGCUAUUCCACCGAGGGACCAAUAUAAUAUGACCCCUGCUUUCCCCAAGAGAUCACCCUGAAGCAUCUUAGCCCACUUGAAUUUAGAAAUUUUUAGGCGUGUAAGUAGAACACUCAAAUGUCUUGUAAUAUUUAAUUUAUUAAUUUAGUUAUACUUGCCUAUUAUAAAUCACAUAUAGAAUAAUAUAUUAAUUUAGAAAAUACUCCUUUUGCCACAUUCUGUUUCAUGAAAUCAUUUUAUUCUAACUCCUCAUGUGCAUUUUUGACCUCACUGUCUUCACCAGCAUGGGAGACCCUCAUCAGACAGUGUCAAAGCACAUUCAGUGACUUGGAUCCAAAUUGCACACAGUAGCACCGUGACAAUCUCUGCAUGAGGCUUUCACUACAGAUGUCCUCCCAAGCCAUAAGAGCAUAUUCACAUAACAUUAGAACAACUUUUACCUUGCCCUGUAACUCUAUGAUAUAAGCACUCGGGUUCUUUCUCAGAUGACCUUUCCAAGGCUUUUUAUAAAACCACCAUUGCAAGGUCAUAUUCCUACUGAUGACUGAGUGUAUACUAAUGUCUUGUGUCCUUUCUUCUUAAACCAGUUCAAUCUACUAACCCUUAUACAUAUCCAAAACUAGCAUCAGUUGGGGUUGUCUUGGACUAAUGAAUCUAGUCCUCAGCAGCAGCAUUUUGUUCUAAAUGAAGUAGUUGAGCUCAUCCCCCAAUAAGAGAUAAGUCUCAAGUACUCACAUAUAAGGUGACACCUCCUUUUUGGAAAUAAGGCCUAAAUGGUACUUCCCCAGCCCUGUUUCCAACUCUGUAAAACAGGGGUCAUCAUAGCACUUACCUCCUAAAGACUGCAUCGUGCCUGCAGAACAUGGAGGCAUAUGCUCAUUGAAGGCCAUCUGCUGUCAUUGUCAUAGUUAUUGCUGUCAUUCUAAGGUUUAUUAGUACCAGCCCUCCUGACUGCUAGUCUUACCCUCUUUCUCUCAUGUGAUGACUUGAACACCAUCUCAGUUUUCUUGCAUGCAGAUUGUAAGUUCAUCUCCUUUGACUAGUUAUCAGGUUACAUUUGGACAUGUUGACUUUAUAUAUCAGCUCUUUCUCUAUUGACU